AUCCGAACCGGUUCAUUAAAACCGGUAUGCGACGGUUUGUUUGAUCAUCUUCCACUCACUAAAAGCAAGCUCAUCAUCCAGUAGAGCACAGAUGCUUCGAUGGUAACGCUGUCGUUUCCAUCUCCCUCGCUCUCUUUCGUAGAGAGCGGGACAUGUAGUAAAUCAACUCACGUUUCUCGGGUUCUGUUCUCUGGUCCGGAUGAGGUUCACGGAGAAUCGUCUGAACCAUCCAAGAUACUAAGAGAUGUUCAUAUAUCAGAGAGGUUGAUGGAGGAUUUCACUGAGCUAGCGAGAGAGAACACUGAGAAGGACCUCGAGACUUGUGGAACUCUCGCUGCCUUCCUCGAAAGAGGAGUUUUUUAUGUGACCACUCUGAUAAUACCUAAGCAAGAAUCAACUGCGAACUCUUGUCAAGCCAUGAAUGAAGUGGAUGUGUUUUCUAUACAAAACGAAAGAGAGCUUUAUCCUGUUGGGUGGAUUCAUACUCACCCUUCUCAGGGCUGUUUCAUGUCAUCAGUCGAUCUGCAUACCCAUUACUCGUAUCAGGUUGUUAUGUGUUGUUUCUUUAUGGGUUUGAGACAAUUCAGUUCUCAGUUUCUAUCACGUCCUUUUCAGGUAAUGGUGCCAGAGGCUUUUGCAAUUGUCGUGGCUCCAACAGAUAGCUCUAGGAGUUAUGGGAUAUUUAAGCUAACGGACCCUGGAGGAAUGGAGAUACUGAGAGGCUGCUCGGAGACAGGAUUCCACCCACACAAAGAACCGGAAGAUGGAAACCCGGUUUAUGAGCAAUGCUCAAACGUCUACAAGAACUCCAACCUUAGGUUCGAGAUUUUCGAUCUGCGCUGAGGU
Messenger RNA from Brassica napus (rape), 846 nucleotides. RefSeq names its product AMSH-like ubiquitin thioesterase 2. Gene Ontology annotation, biological process: protein K63-linked deubiquitination. The record is from RefSeq and is a predicted model, not a curated record. The transcript is spliced from 7 exons. Lineage: Eukaryota; Viridiplantae; Streptophyta; Magnoliopsida; Brassicales; Brassicaceae. Gene Ontology annotation, molecular function: metal-dependent deubiquitinase activity; protein binding; K63-linked deubiquitinase activity. Gene Ontology annotation, cellular component: membrane; endosome. Bases 100 to 843 code for a protein of 247 amino acids.